Messenger RNA from Penicillium coprophilum, 1314 nucleotides. RefSeq lists its product as uncharacterized. NCBI's taxonomy places the organism in Eukaryota, Fungi, Ascomycota, Eurotiomycetes, Eurotiales, Aspergillaceae. The transcript has 2 exons. The coding region runs from base 1 to 1314 and encodes 437 amino acids. The record is from RefSeq and is a predicted model, not a curated record.
AUGCCGACGAAGAAGAAGGCCAGUGGCCGAAAGCGCGACAACGAGGCGGACCUCGCUGAGCUCGAAAGGCUCCGCAAACAAGUCGCUGAACAGAGCAAGGCACUGAAGGCCGAAGAGGCUCGCAAGGAGGAAGAAAGCCAGGGGAAGCGCCAGGUCAACAGCCGGCGCCAACGGACACUGGUUCGCUGGGAUGUGGAUACCGACAUUCGACUUCUGCUGGCCAUCCAGUAUGCCUGCAAUAAACUCGGCGUCAAGAUUCCCUGGAAGGAUGUUGCGGAAGCGAUGGGAGAAAAGUUCACAGAGGGUGCCAUAGUUCAGCAUCUGUCCAAGCUGCGUGCCAAGCGGGAUGAGCAGGAUAAGCCAAACCCACCUCCACUGAAGCGUGCAGCAAAUGGGUAUCACAAGAGCGACACAAAUAACAAGAAGGAAGCGUUGCCCUCUCCAAAAGAGGAGGCUGCGCCAAACACCCGCAACGCUAAGCGCCGUCGCCGUGAUCAGUCUGAUGAGGAAUCCGAAGACAGUGUGUACACCCUGAAGAAGAAGCAAUUUGCAAAGAACAAAAAGAAGGACAAGGUUUUCGUUGCUCCCAAGCUGCAUACAAAGCGUGAGGAUACCGACAGCAAUGACUCCCAGAAGCUGGUUUGUGUUGGAGCGGAAUGGCUGCGUGACUUCGCUGGCGGCGAUGAGCAUGAAGUUGAUGAGGAAUCGGACAGUUCCGAGGAGAGCUCAACUGAAAACAGCCAGGCAACUUCUCAGGCGGCUAAGAAGUCAAAGAUGGUGACACUCAAGGUAGCCAGCGAGCGAUUGGCAAGGGUUGACCAUGCCCUUGGCGACUCUGCAACUUUCCGAGACCCUGUUACCCCAACCAAGCCGCCGCGGGUUAUCACCAAUAUGCCACCCCGUCAUCCAUCCUAUUUUCCUUACAUGCAUCCUAAUUCUCUUGCAAAUUUCUCGCCUCUGCCACCUACUCCGUUUUCAAACAACUCUCGUGUUUCCAUUCCUUUCCCAUCCAAUGGUCCCAGCCCAUUCGACAUUGCCAAUCGGACUCCUAGAGGAACUCCCGACGCUGUGCUUGGUGUAACCUCCGGUGAUGGACCAAACCGUACAGAAGCAUAUGCGCAGUUUGAUAUUCCUGCCGAAUUGCAAUUCCACGACCAGUAUGGUGGUCAAGAUAUCCUGCCAUUGACAGGUUACCCAGAGACCAGCAGCUUUGACAACCAGUUCAUUGUCGACAAUGAACUGUUUGUGAGUCUCCCUGACGUUGAGCCUCCUCGCUAUUUGGGCUACGACGGUGAAGACGUCAAGGAAUUUUAA